Messenger RNA from Coffea arabica (coffee), 1947 nucleotides. The record is from RefSeq and is a predicted model, not a curated record. Lineage: Eukaryota; Viridiplantae; Streptophyta; Magnoliopsida; Gentianales; Rubiaceae.
AUGAUUUCCAAAAUCCUUGCCAAUAGACUGAAAAAUGUUUUGAACCUCUGUAUAAGCAAAAAUCAAGCUGCUUUUGUUCCAGGAAGACAGAUACUAGACAAUGUGAUUUUUUCACAUGAAUUUUUGCACCAUCUGAAAAACAAAAGGCAAGGAAAUGCAGGACUUGUGGCUUUAAAGUUGGACAUGUCCAAAGCAUACGACAGGAUGGAAUGGAGGUUUUUGGAGGCAAUCAUGGAAAAAAUGGAUUUUUGCAAUAAGUGGAUCAAAUGGAUCAUGAGCUGUAUCACCACAGUUACAUAUUCCUUCAAUAUAAAUGGGGAUCACAGAGGCUUGGUUACUCCUCAAAAGGGGAUAAGACAAGGUGACCAUUUGUCGCCUUAUCUAUUCCUUUUGUGCUCUGAAGGGCUGUCAAAUCUACUUAAGAGAGCAGAAGAUGGCAAGAAAAUAACUAGAAUGACGAUCAGCAGAAGAGGACCAUCAAUCUCUCAUUUAUUUUUUGCUGAUGAUUCUCUAAUAUUUUGUAAAGCUGAGUCCAGUCAGGCUAAGGAGCUAAUGUACUUGCUGAAGAGAUACGAGGAAGGCUCAGGUCAAAUGAUCAAUUUAGAGAAGUCAUCUGUCUUUUUUAGUAAAAAUAUGUCCAAUGCUAAGCAAGAUGAUAUAUGUAAGAAGCUGGGGAAAAUACAAAAAGUCAGUCAAGGGAAGUACCUUGGUCUACCAAUAGUGGUCACCAGAACUAAGGAACAGGUGUUUGUUUUUGUGAAGGAUAAUUGCCAGAAAAGAAUAAACUCCUGGAAAAACAAAUUUUUGAGUGCUGCUGGGAAGGAGAAGAAGUUGGCUCAGGAAAAGGAGAAUGGAGGGUUGGAUUUCAAAGACCUGCAGAGAUUUAACAGAGCAUUGCUGGGGAAACAGAGCAUUAUGGGAGCAAGAGAGGAGGUGGAGGAAGGUAUAAGGAGGAAGAUAGGAAAUGGGAGGAGCACAAAGGUAUGGGACAACCAAUGGAUACCUGAAACUCCAAGAGGGCAGCCAACAACAGUACGGCCACAAAAUUGCAACAUCAGCACUGUGGACCAGUUGAUUUCCAACUUCAGAUGGAAUAGACCAGUGGUUUUCAGCACUUUCAACAGUGAAGAUGCAGGGAAGAUACUGAAGAUUCCUAUAAGCUGGACAGGGAAAGAGGAUAGCAAUUUUUGGAUCCAUAGUGGGAGUAGACAAUAUAUUGUGAGAUCUGUAUAUAAGGAAAUGACAAACAAGGAAGUUCAGGAUACCAGUAGCAGGGGAAGUCUGGAUAACCCAAGCGGGAGUUUAGGGGGCAGAAUGGGAUGGAAACAUCUGUGGAACUUGAAUGUCAAACAAAAGAUUAAGGUCUUUAUCUGGAAAUGCAUGAACAAUGCGUUACCAGUUAGAGAACUUAUCUAUGACAGAACUAAGUUGGGUGAGCCUAUAUGUACAGGUUGUGGAGAAGGAGAAGAAACGGUGGAACACCUACUCUUCCACUGUAAGAAUGCAGAACAAGUGUGGAACAUAUCACCUGUACAGUGGGAAGGGGCGGCUGACCAAAGGGGAUGCUUUAGGAGAUGGUGGAGUGCCCUGCUAGGUACAAGAGCUAGGCAAGGAGGGUUGGAGCACAUAUGCCUGACUGCUAAUAGUUUAUGGCACCUGUGGAAAGCAAGAAAUGAAAGAGUCUUCAAGGAAAAGAACAAGCUACCUUUACAAGUAAUACAAAAAGUUAUGCAAGAAUGGAUGGAACAUCGGGAAGCUAUGGAAGGGAUCAGGAAAGAGAGCAUUGCAGAAACUUUUGAUGCUGUGGACGAGUCAGAACACAACACAGUUGAGGGGGAGGGCAUUGAUGUACAAGUAGCUAUUACUAUCAAGAAGGAAAGACAAGUGGUGGGGAUUGGAGUAAUGGCAAAUGACACCAAUGGUCAGGAAAAAGCUAUUGGGCUAUGA